AUGGCGGAGGGCGGCGAGGUGGCGGUGGUGCCAAGCGAGUGCCACGGUUUCGAUGAGUGCGAAUGCGAGGAGAUCGAGUUCGUGGACGACGUGGUGCUGUUCACGUUCUUCAUGCUCUUCCUGGGGCUGGUGGCCAAGCAUCUGCUGCGCGGCAUACCCAUUCCCUACACGGGCAUGCUGCUCAUCAUGGGCCUCGCCUUCGGCUUCGUGCACACAAGCCUGCGCCCGGACAAGGGCGACCUGCUGUGUGAGUCGCGGCUGGAGGCCUGCUGCGAGGAGCACACCGUGUGGCGGCGGGGCUACCGGUACCUGGGGCGCGGCAUAGAGGGCUGGGUAUCGAUCGAGCCGGAGCUGCUGCUCCUCAUCCACCUGCCGGCGCUCAUCUUCGCCAGCGCCUUCACGCUGGACUUCCACAUCACCAAGCGCAACAUCUGGCAGAUCCUCAUCCUGGCGGGCCCGGGCGUGGCCGUCGGCAUCGCCCUCACGGCGACCGUGGCCAAGUACGUCUUCCCGUACGACUGGUGUUGGCCCAAGGCGCUGAUGUUCGGCGCCAUGCUCAGCGCGACUGACCCCGUGGCGGUGGUGGCGCUGCUCAAGGAGGUGGGCGCUUCAGCCAUCCUGGGUACCGUCAUCGAGGGUGAGUCGCUCUUCAAUGACGGCACUGCCUUCGUGUUCUUCCUCCUGUUCCGGGACCUCAUCAGGUGGACCACCAGCUGCAACAACGACGAGUGUCACAACGCGUUCGCCAUAGACCCCCGCCUGUGCCCCUGCCUGGACGAUCCCUUGCUAGAGGUGGCAUCUGAGGGAGGGGAGGGUGCUGCCGCGAUGGAGUCCGUUGCGGGAGAGGGCGGCAGGCGCCUGCUGCUGGAGGAGGCCAGGACCUGCACGAACUACUCCAGCGACUUCACGGCCAUCCGUGACUUCCCGGACCGCACCGUGGGGGACUCGAUCGAGUUCUUCGCCCGCCUGGCGCUGGGCGGGCCCGUGGUGGGGAUCGCCUACGGGGUGGCGGCCUCCACGUGGAUAAACUUCGUGUUCAACGACAUGGUUGUGGAGGUGGCCAUCACGUUCAUCACCGCCUACCUGACCUACUACACCGCGGAGGUGCUGCUGGAGAUGUCGGGCGUGCUGUCAGUGGUGGGCCUGGGGAUCACCAUGGCGGUGCUGGCGCGGCCGCGGCUGUCGCCCAAGGCGCACGAGCCCAUGGAGGUGUUCUGGGAGAUGGUGGAGUACUUCGCUAACACGAUGAUAUUCGUGUACGCGGGCGUCCAGAUUGCCGUGGCGCUGAAGGAGGAGGUGGAGGAGGACUUUAUAAGCAGCACGGAGUGGGGCUACGGCUUCCUGCUCUUCCUCUUCCUCCAGGUCAUCCGUCUGGUGACAGUGAUAAUUUGCUACCCCUUCAUGAUCAUGACCGGGUACUACAUACAGUACAAGGAGGCGCUGGUGAUGGUGUGGGGUGGCCUGCGGGGUGCGGUGGGCCUUGCACUGGGCCUGAUUGUUCAGUUGGACUUUCGACGCAUCGACCCCAAGUUCCGAGCCCUGGUGAUAUUCUACAUGGGCUUUAUUGCCGCCCUGACGAUCAUUGUCAACGGCUCCACGAUGGGACAGGUGCUUGCCUUGCUGGGGGUCACAAAGCCUAAGCCCGAGAAGUUGGAGGUGCUGUUGCAUGUGGUCAAAGAAUUGGAGAAAACUGGGGAGGGGUUGGAGUUGGAGCCCGACCCCUUGAUGGGCGAUCCUGACAUAAAGCUGGUGAAGCAGCUGACGUCGUUGGACACGAGCAAGAUCGUCCCGUCCCGUGAGUUGGUGUGCAGAGUGAUGAAGGACGCCGAGAACCAAAACCACCCGGCCGCGCUCGCGCUGGACGAGCAUCUGUCAAAGAGCGUCGACUUGGACAAACUGACGCUCAGCAAGACGCAGGGUAUGCUGUCCAAGGUGAGCCACUUCGUGGUGGCCGCCAAGAAGCCUUCUUCUCGGUUCAGCUUCCACCACAAGUCGCGCAGGAUGGGGGAGGAGAUCACCACGGAGAUGCUUGUGCUGGACUUCCGCUCGCGGCUGCUCACGGGCGUCAAGUCUGAGUAUGGGCACCUGAACGAGGAGGGGGUGCUGGACCCAGACCAGCACUACAGCCUGAAGGAGAGUGCCGACGAGGCGCUGGACGCGGCGGGGAAGCCCCUGAGCGACUGGAGGCACCUGGAGCAUGCGUUGUCUUUCCAGUUCUGGCGCAAGGCGGUGAACCUGGGCGAGAGCGUGUUCCGAUCCGAGUGGAAGAUCAAGGGAUUGGGCAAGCCCGUGCAGAACUUCCUGGACCAGCGCUUCUUUGAGGCACUGGAGCACUCGGCCAUCAUGGCCAAGACGUUCAUCCACGCUCACCAGGAAGCAUGCCACAGCCUACAGGAGUACAUAGAGUUCGUGAAGAAGGAGCAGCAGGCGAACGAGGCCGAGGAGGGCGCCGCGGCCGUCAUCGAGGAUGCCUCCAAGCGUGUGCUCCGCGAGAGCCUCGAGGAGCAGGAGAAGGCGACCGAGUUCCUGCAGAACAUGCGCCGCGCCUAUCCCGAGGUCACCCUGGCCAUCAAGACCAAGCGCACCGCCUGGGAGGUGCUCCACAACAAGCUCAAGUACGUCGACGAGCUCCUCCUGUCCGGCCUGGUGGAGCGGAAGGAGGCCCAGGCGCUGAAGCUGGCCGUGGAGCAGAAGAUCAAGCACCUGAUGUACCACCCGCCGAAGAUGGGCCUGCCGGACUCCUCCACCCUGCUGCGCAAGCACCCGCUGUUCAGCGAGAUGGACGAGGAGGUCUUCAAGCGCGAGGUGCUGCCCAGCGCCUCCCUGCGCCUGUACGCUCUCGGCGAGAAGAUCUUCGAGAUCGGCGAGGUGUCCACGGAGCUGAGCCUCGUCGUCCGCGGCGUGGUGCGCGUGGAGGCCGCCGGGCACGCUCAGUGCGCCGUGCAGCAGGGCACGGGCGCCAUGGUGGGCGUCAGCGAGGUGAUGCUCAACGAGCGGCGGUCGCGCAGCCUGGUCGCCGAGACGGCGGUGGUGGAGGUGUACCAGAUCAACGCGGAGACCUUCCGCGACGUGGUGCAGAAGUACGAGCGCGUGAGGCGGCGGGCUUGGCAGAUGGCCGGCGCGUUCCUGACGCUCAAGAGCCCGUGGGGGCAGUUCGGGGGCAAGACGCAUGCGGAGCUGCAGUCCCUGUUCCGCCAGUCCACGCUGGUGGAGCUGGAGGAGGGCGACAAGGUGUGCGCGGAGACCAAGAGCUUCCUGGUGUUCGGCGCCCUGGAGAGGCCGGGCGAGGGCGAGGAGCGCGCCGUGGUCGUCUCCCCCUCCCCGCUGGCCAAGUUCAUCACCUACACCGCCAAGUCCACGUCCAAGAUCCUGAACCUGCAGGAGCUACCACGCAAGAGCCUUGCGCGCGUGGCGUCCAUGGCCGCCGGCGGCGCAGUGGCCAAGCGCCCCGCGAUCGCGCAGCUCUCCAUGCGCCCCACCGCGCUCACCCGCGCGGCGUCCAUGGGCCCCCGGGCAAUCGGAAUGCACGGCAUUGCCGCGGCGCUGACCGACAUCGCCGAGGGAUCUGGCCCCAGCGAGACCGCCGCCGCUGCCGCGGCUGCGGUGGCGGCCGUGGAUGCGGAGAGGGAGGCGGAGGAGGGAGGCGAGAAGGUGCCGCUGACCAAGGCGGAGUCGGCGCCGUCGUGGCGGCUGCGCCAGGCGGCCGACAGCGCCGACCGCCAGCUGCGGGAGGAGGCGCAGCGCUCGCGCAUGCGGCCACUGGUUACGCGCGCCUCCACGGGCGUCACGCCCGGGCAGGUGUGA
Messenger RNA from Ostreobium quekettii, 3804 nucleotides. The record is from the annotation of a GenBank genome assembly. NCBI's taxonomy places the organism in Eukaryota, Viridiplantae, Chlorophyta, Ulvophyceae, Bryopsidales, Ostreobiaceae.